AUGGCUGUUGGCACGUCGAGUUGUGCCCAGGAUCUACAAAAGAACUUUCCAACAGGAAUAGUAAAGGAUCACCUGCAGAAGAUGUACGUCUGCUGGAAUGAUCUUUUGGAAGAACCUCAGCUCUCAGCCUGGUUUAAUCCAAAAAAACGUCCUGAUGUUAUAGCAACAACUGGUUGGCUCGCUCCGGUCAUAUGGGAAGGAACUUACGAUAGACAAGUUCUAGACAAAUAUUAUAAACGACUGAACAUUACCAUAGGCUUGGCUGUCCUUGCUACUGGAAACCUUACAAGACAGUACCUGAGACACUUCCUAAAAUCUGCUGAUAAGUACUUCAUGGUUGGCUACAACGUUAUUUUUUACAUCUCGACUGAUAAUAUCUAUGAUAUACCGUACGUAGAGCUGGGUCCUCUUCGGUCAUUUAAAACAUUGAGGCUGCCUGAUGAAGAUUACAACCAAGACCAUACUCUCCGAAGCAUGAAGAACAUGAGAGAUAAAAUCAUACAGGACAUCCAAUAUGAGGUCAACUUUCUCUUCACUAUGGCUGUGAACCAAAUCUUCAAAAAAGAUUUUGGAGUUGAAACUCUGGGCAAAUCUGUAGCUCAACUCCAUUCAUGGUGGUAUUUAAAAAACCCCGGAGAGUUCCCGUAUGAGAGAAGAGUUAAGUCAGCAGCUUUUAUCCCCUUUGGGAAGGGAGACUUCUAUUACCACAGUGCCAUUAUUGGGGGCACACCCAAGAAUGUUCUAGCUUUCAUCAAAGAGUAUCUAAAGGGAAUUACAGAUGACAGCACAAAGAAACUUGACAGCACAUACGAAAGCCACCUAAAUAAAUAUUUUUUAAUCAAUAAACCCACUAGGGUGUUAUCACCAGAGUACAACUGGAAUCCGAAACUUAAAACUCCUCCUCAAAUCAAGCGCAUUAAGAUAGCAUGGCGACCAUGA
This is a messenger RNA of Microtus oregoni (creeping vole), 939 nucleotides long. RefSeq names its product N-acetyllactosaminide alpha-1,3-galactosyltransferase-like 1. The record is from RefSeq and is a predicted model, not a curated record. Gene Ontology annotation, biological process: carbohydrate metabolic process. Gene Ontology annotation, cellular component: membrane; Golgi apparatus; vesicle. The coding region runs from base 1 to 939 and encodes 312 amino acids. The transcript has 5 exons. Gene Ontology annotation, molecular function: hexosyltransferase activity. Lineage: Eukaryota; Metazoa; Chordata; Mammalia; Rodentia; Cricetidae.